AUGGACAUUACCCAGUGCUCUGCUUUCUACUACCCAGUUCGAGUUUACGACUGGGAUAUUUCAACAGCAUCGCUAACAGCUCGACACCAUCAAAUCUCUGAACAUAUUUCUCGUCUUGCUGCUGAAGCAGGUCGCCUGUACCGAUGUCCAGUCUCAGUCAGCGAAAGUGUGAUGAAUCCAACUCAUGAUCCCAAUUGUUAUGAAGUGAUUUGCUCCAUUACGGUUAACGGACCAACUCCUCAGGUCAUAUCUACCCGUGGACAUUUAUUACGAAAGAGUAUUUCUGAAUAUCGUGUAUUUGUCACGACCAGUACUAGUCUCGUCUUGACAAGCAAAGGAACCGCGCUUCGAGCUUCGUUUAGCCGUGGUCUAGAUGAAAUCAUGAAGGAGGCUGGGGUUCGAAUUACAUGUUAUGGUCAUACUGGAGACGAACCACCACAAGCUGCUAGAGCUUUGACUGGAACAAAUGUAGAGAUUAUAGAAAUAGUGGGUGUACUGGAAGCUGUUGAAAAGGCUAGGGUCAAGACCGUCAUCCUCUUGGACGAAGCAGCUGGACUCAUAUCCGAAUGUAUGGAAAUCGAUCCGAGGUUACAUUAUAUUGUAGCUGGUCGAAAACGAGAAGUCUUGGAAAGAAUUAUGAGAAAAACAUUGACAAAUAUCAUGUUACCCUCACCCAUAUCACGCAUGCCACCAAAGGCAGAGGAUCGCUCAACACCUGAACUCGAUUUUGAUGCCGGAACCAUCUGGAUUACAGGAACUUCAUUGGGUAUUUCCAAAGCAAAGGAAGCAUUGGUGAAUGAAGCUCGACAAAAGGCACUCAUCGUCAUAUCACGGACCGUCCAAUGUUUACCUCGUCGGCUGGAUUGGAUGUUGCUAUAUCGUCGUGACAGCCUGAUAAAAAUUAUGUAUGAUAAUGGUGUAUAUCUUCAGCUACCAUCUCUCGGUGCCGCAAGCAAUGUCGUCGUCGUGACUGGUGAUAAUCGUGUAUAUGUGGAGCGAGCAAUCAAAGCUUUGAUGCACCUGGCUACUGAGCUCUACAUUGCAUGUAUACAAAUAUCACCACUCCCCACCACCCAAACGAACCCUUACCCAGCACCUUCGAACUCCACAUCACCAACUGGUUUCAAACCUGCUGUAUUGAGUGCCAUCAACGAUAAAAUAAGUUUUGCUUCUCGUAUUGCGCGAGCAGAUGUCGUGUUUAGACGUGGUGUUAUGGAAAUCUAUGGUGUGGAGCCUGCUGUAAAGGACUCAUUCCGCAUACUCAGUGAUUAUGAAGUCAUUCAGCCUCUCAUACGAGACACGAAAUUCCAACUUGAAUUGGCAUUAGAACACAAGGAGUUCAUUCUUGGAAAGAAGAACGGUAAAACCAACAAGAUUCUGAAAGCAUCUGGUGUUCGGUUUAACUUCGAAGAACAAUACAACGGCUUCAACAUGUUGGUCGAUAUCUAUCACGUAUCACCAGCACGAGCAUUGGAAGGACUUCAGCUAUUAGAAGACGAACUACCAGCGGAAAUCUCAUUCCAUGUACCAGAGAUCUUCCAUAAACGCAUUAUUGGAGUCGGUGGUAAAAACAUCCAACGAAUCAUGAAAAAGUAUGGAGUCUACGUAAAAUUCUCAAACGCUGAUGAAUUCUUGACAAUGGGAGGCUACUUUGACAACGAGGAUAACGUAAUCGCACGAACUCCAGCCAAGAACGCAAUGAACCUCGGUGAAUUGAAGGCAUCAGUCAUGGAAUUGGUUACAUUGAACGAACGAGUCGAUUACACCUCCGCCAUAUUUGUACCUCGACAUUUCCAACGUAUGGUUAUUGGUCCUCGCGGCCGCAACCUUAUGGAAAUCCAAGCCGAUACAAGCGUAGAUGUCAUCAUCCCUGAUCGUGAGAGCAGUAGCGAUCUGUGGACUAUAAUUGGUAUGGAAGACGCUGUCGAACACGCCAAGCAGAGGAUAAUAGCCUUCAUGCCAGACAUGUACGAGUUCACUAUUCCUGCUUCACCUGCUGCCCGAAAAGUGCUCCCAGAGCCAGAGUUUGGUGAAAGUGUCAUACAACGACUUCACCGAGAACAUGGAAUCGAACUCUUGUAUCAUAUGCCGCGGGAACUGGAUGAACCAUCUGAUUGCAGAAUCAUUCUGUAUCAUUAUAUGGUGCCUCCAGAAAUCCUGAAUGCCGCUCAACGUGUCGUUCCACUGAAACACCAGCCAGCACCAGCAACACGAUCCUCCUCAUACGCAAAGCUGCCAACAACCACCAGCUACGACUCCUUCCGACACUUUGACUCCAAACUUCUUGCACCUGUCGCGACUGCAAGCACUAUAACUGAACAAAUAUCAACCAGUAACUCCAUCAAUGGAUAUAACUUGUUUGCACGUGGUAACGCAAACCACUUCGAUCUCGGUAUCUCAUCAUCAUCAUCUCCAAAAUCUUCAGCCGCCAAAGGACCAAACGGUAGAACUCUACCAAGUGUUCACUCCCUACCAGAUCUACACGCUUUCGUAGAUGCCAAACCGUUUGUGCCUAGUGGGGCUGGAGGUGUUGUGACAACUGCAGAACAACACUCUAUGAGACGUAGUCAUUCCUUCCAACGAAGUGAUACUACACCGGAAAAUGGAGGCAGACCUCGGCCAAAGACUGUUUGGGAUGCACCGGAUCUAAUGAAGAACCAUAGCACCAUCGCAAUGCCUAUAUUUGCUCACACCGAUGGCGCUCUCAUGGCCAUGCUUCCAACCUCUGCAAACCGAGCUCAAUAUGGUUCCGAAAAUACCGCAUAUGGUGGCAUGCAAUUCGAUGCUUUGGAUACCGAAGUCGAGUCAGUGGCCAAGGUUCCCAAUGGUGAAUUUUGUGGCAUGUCCUUGUCCAAGUCUAUGGAUGCAGUCGCUUCUGCUGGUCUGCUUGAAAAGAUCUCUCGUAUUCGACCUCGAAGCACUCUACGAGAUUCCUUCCAUCAAGCAGAAGUCUCAUCAUCAGAUACUGAAUCAGAAGAAGAGAGUGAGGCAGUCAUGAACACUGAAAUGAUUGACCAAAUGUUCAAGUUGGACGGAUUCUCUGGCAAUAGUAAAAUCAAAAUGCUGCUUGAAUCUAUCAAUUGUUCCAAAUAUGCUCCAGUCUUCAUGAGUCAGGAUAUUGAUUUCAAAAUGAUGCUUGAAUUGACGGAAUCAGACCUGAAAGAAUUAGGUGUCAGAACAUUUGGAUCUCGUCGCAAGAUUCUGAACGCCAUCAAAGAAGUCAAGGCUAAAGAAAAAGAAAGUCAACAGGAGCAGGCUCCAAUCCAUAUACAUACAGAAAGUUUUGCUGCUUCGCCACGUCUCUCAUUGGAAGCCCCAUCACGUAUUUCCUCCUCUAGAAGCAGUCCGGACGGUGGAUUCUCACGACUAUCAGGACAAUAA
Molecule: messenger RNA, 3381 nt
Organism: Synchytrium microbalum
Lineage: Eukaryota; Fungi; Chytridiomycota; Chytridiomycetes; Synchytriales; Synchytriaceae
Exons: 11
Coding region: 1-3381 (1126 amino acids)
Biological process (GO): nuclear division
Cellular component (GO): nucleus; cytoplasm
Molecular function (GO): mRNA binding; protein binding
Source: RefSeq, a predicted model, not a curated record